AGUUAACGAGCCAUUGCUAGCUCUGGAGCACAACUAUUGAAUUGUCAAGACAUCCAUAUGUCUUGAAUGAAUGGAGACAAUGCCGUAGUUGCGGUCGAAGGUAUGCUAGCUAGUACCUGCACACUUGCAAAAUGAUUUGUUAAGGAUUUGGUAAAACUGCCCCCACCAAUGUUAAAACCAAACCUAUGCCCUUGAGCUCAGCUAUGACCAGACAGUGAGAAGCACCAUAACUAUCAGUGAAUGUGACAUAUUGGAACUCUUUAGCAGUCCGCGCCAGCCAGAGCCACAUUGCGCACCCACUUCCUGUUCGGCUGACGCUUGUCAGUGGUGCUUGUCUGAAAGCCAGCCCCUAUUAAGUUACCCCACAUCCCCAACCUCUUCCUCCACCCCCAUCCCGUCAUCAAAAGUCAUUCAAGCCCAGCUCCCUGAUGCCACUGAAUACCUUAUUCUUUGAUGCGUUAGUGAAAGUGUAGUAGAGACGAUGUGGGCGAUGGCUGGCACGCUGAUCCUCAAUAUGUUUGCUGUGCUGGUGUGUGGUGAAGUCCAGGUCCUGAACAAGAACAAGGGUGAUUCUGCCGUCCUUCCAUGCGUGCACAAGAACAACGGCGAGAAAGUCGUUGGCCUCGGCCUCUACCGCAAGUGGCUCCAGCCCGGCAAAGUGAUGUAUCUGUCAAACGACAACAAGCCCUACUUCCCCAAUAAUGAGCAGCGCAUCGAUGUGGAGGGAACACCUGAAAGUGGGCAGGUGAUUGUCUCCUUCGCCCAGCUCCGGGGCCAAGACUCGGACAUCUACUACUGCGUGUUCACACUCGAAGGCAUCUUGUACAGGAACGCCACCAGCGAGACGGAGUACUUCCUCCACGUUUCGGACAAGCAUCUCGAUGUCGCAGGCCCUCCGGACGUGGGGCUAAUAAAGGCGUGCGCGGGGGGCUCGGCCACGCUCCCCUGCCUCACCCCGGGUGGAGGGACGGGGCCCAUGGAGGGGGUGAGUCUGAAGAGGCGACGGCAGGGCCAAAACGAGGCGGAGGUGCUGUUCCACUCCAAGCGGCCCCUGGACGUCCGCACUUCCUCCUCGCCGUUCCCCGCGGAGAGGCUCCACCUGGGCACGGUGCCCAGCGGGCUGGCCUACAACCUCACCCUGCUCCACCUGAAGCCCGAAGACAGCGCUCUGUACAGCUGCGAGCUGCUGCUUCCAGACAAGCCCCACCACAGCACCACGCUAGGGAUGCAGGCCUACUUUGUGUCGGUGCAAGAUGGUAACUGCCAGUGUUCAAGCUACACCACCCUGCUGUACACCACCUUUGCAGCCGUUGGCCUGUUACUCCUCAUCGUCCUGUUGGUCUUGUUGAUGGUCUAUCGAGGGAAGGCUCGCCAGCGCGUCAAAGCUCAGCCCCAGAUUGACAUCUAUGAGGAAAUGGUUGGGGUGCGGCCACCCAACAGUAAAAUGGGCCCUUACCACCUGGAGGAAACGGAUGCUUCGCUGUACAGCAACGGUGGUGUGAAGAUGGAGAACCACUACGAGUGAUCCCAGGGGCUGGGGGGGGUUCUACCCAGAGCGAGCGAGUCGUCAGAAGUGAGGUCAGCCCUUCUCGUCAACACCUCUCUCUCUCACUCACACACACACAAUGGAAUCUGGAUUACAACUUCUCACCUCUGUGCUACUGGGAACUGGAGCACCUUAAUGUCAUUAAGAGAUGUGGACAGUGUGCUAUCAUAAGCUUCUAUCUGCUUUCAAAUGUGCACUGCCGUGGCGUUAAUAUUAUUUUACGUGAAGAGAGAAACUGUACAUACCAUGUUAAAUGUAGGUUCAAGUGAGGAUGUGUUUUUGGCUUUGCUUCAGAGUGCAAUAAUAAUUUAACUGCUUUUUAUAUGAACUUUGUCUAUUAAAUUCCACAUUCAAUUGUAAGACAAUUUUUCUUGGAUACAAAUAAAGCUAUAUUUUCAAAAUAAUUCACAGUAGUAAGACACUUCUUAACAGCCAAGAAAAAAUUGCAAUUUAUUAAUAUAGUCCGAAAGAAGCUCCAUAAUUAAUGGAAACAUUUUUUUUCCGGUGUAUGUCAUUAACAAUCACAUUCUAUGAGGAGGAAGAAAAGAACAACAUUUAAAAGCCACAACUUUGUAUCUCAGUUACAGACAUUUUCCUUAAAAUUUUUAAAAUGAAAAGGCAGAAGGCAAAGUACCCCCGUCCCCUCCCCCCCCCUCCCCCUCCACCCCCCCCUCCUCCCCUUUAAAAAACGGACAGCCUUAGAAGUCAUGGGCUUGUUUUCAGUAGAACCCACAGUGCUUUAGCAGAAGGAUAAGCGCUCAUUGGUUAAGGAUUACACAGCAUGGCGAAUGCAAUGCAAAGUUUUGCCAUAAAGUCAGAUGAUGAUAAUGAUAAUUGAUGAGGAGGGAGAGGGGGGAGAAAAGGAACGUUGCGAAUGCGAGCUCGACAAAAAACAAAAAAAACAAACGGAACACAGGUCAAACCCUGAACACCAGAGUACGGCUCGUGGAGGCCCUGGAGAACGUCAGGCUCCCCCCCCCUCCCUCCUACUUGUGCAUAGAUCAUGAUCCUUUUCAAACCAGCUUCCCUCCACUUCAGUCUGUCG
Hypomesus transpacificus is the source of this 2591-nucleotide messenger RNA. RefSeq names its product cd7 antigen-like (gene cd7al). The record is from RefSeq and is a predicted model, not a curated record. Gene Ontology annotation, cellular component: membrane. Gene Ontology annotation, biological process: adaptive immune response. Gene Ontology annotation, molecular function: signaling receptor activity. The coding region runs from base 482 to 1525 and encodes 347 amino acids. The transcript has 5 exons. Lineage: Eukaryota; Metazoa; Chordata; Actinopteri; Osmeriformes; Osmeridae.